CCCUUGGUGGGAAAAUCCAUCUCCCCCAUAUCACAGUCGGAACUAAACAAAAAUGAAAAACUGACGACUUUUUCUCUAAUUCUCCUUUUUGCCCCCACUUUGGCCUUUUAUCUUUACUCGGCUUGGAGGUUCUCCGGCCAACACCCUCAACCUUUUGUUUGCUUUCUGCUUAAUGGAAGGACCAUAACCCCUCUCUCUCUUCUCUCUCUCUCUCUGCUUUUCCUGCUUCGAAUUUCUUGCCCUUCGGCGCAUCUCACAGCCUAAAUUGUUCUCCGCGACUGAAUAGCUCAAGCUUCUUCUGCUUAUUCAUUCGAAUGUACGCGUUCGUUCCGGAGACUGCUGACGAAAGGUCAAGGAAAACGAACAUAUUAGAAUAUGGCUUGUACGACUGGUCUGUGGUCACUGCUCAUGGAAGUCUAGUUUUGUUCAUUUGAAGGUUUUCGUUUCCGACUAAAUUAGGGCUUAGGUUGGGCCGGCUUAAUUUCAACUGUCGCUGAUCUGCUUAUUUCUUCAAGUAAGUUCAAGGGGGAAUUCUGGAAGUUUUGAAGCCUGAUGUCUCCACCAUUGUUAGGUGUUGAGGGGGAAUGUCAGGGCAGUGUCUCCAUAGUGGCUCCUUCAGCCUCCAUAGACUGUAUUUCUCAGAAUGGCUCAGGAUUAAAAGAGCGCAAUUAUCUGGGAUUGUCAGAUUGUUCUUCAGUGGACAGCUCUGCAGUCUCAUGUUUGUCAGAGGAUAAUAAGAGCAAUCUAAAUCUGAAGGCUACUGAGUUAAGGCUUGGUCUUCCUGGAUCCCAGUCUCCUGAACGAGAUCCUGAACUUAGCCAGUUGAGUUCAGGGAAAUUUGAGGAGAGGACCUUGUUUCCUUUGCUCCCCUCAAAAGAUGGAAUCUCUGCAUCAUCAGUAAAAACUGUUGUUUCAGGCCACAAAAGAGGUUUUUCUGACACCAUGAGUGGGUUCUCAGAGAUGAAAAAUUCUGUGUAUACUGAAGGAAAGUGGAUGUUUCAUGUGGCUGGAUCUGAUUCUGAAAAUCCAGAGUCUUCAGGACAAGGGAAAUUUCCUGGAAAUGGAGGAAUCAAUACAGCGCUUCCAUCUAGACCAUCUGGGACUCAAACAAACAUAAUGAAGGAAGUACCAUCAAAGGUGCCGCAGGAUCGAAACCGUGCUCCAAAUGGGGCUAGUCAUAAUGAAAUAAAGGCUUCUACCAACAAUAGCAGUACACCUGUUGCAAAGGCACAGGUAGUUGGUUGGCCUCCUAUCAGAUCAUUUAGGAAGAAUACACUGGCCACCACUUCAAAAAACAACGAUGAAGUUGAUGGGAAACCUGGUCCUGGUACCCUUUUUGUCAAGGUCAGCAUGGAUGGUGCGCCUUAUCUGAGGAAGGUAGACCUGAGGAUGUACUCUACAUAUAAUGAACUUUCUUCUGCUCUAGAGAAGAUGUUCAGCUGCUUCACCAUAGGUCAAUGUGGGUCACAUGGAGCUCCAGGGAAGGAACUGCUAAAUGAAACCAAAUUGAGGGAUCUUCUGCAUGGGUCAGAAUAUGUGCUAACAUAUGAGGAUAAGGACGGUGAUUGGAUGCUUGUGGGAGAUGUCCCUUGGGAGAUGUUUAUUGAAUCAUGCAAGAGGCUCAAGAUAAUGAAAAGUUCAGAUGCUAUUGGAUUAGCUCCCAGGGUAAUGGAAAAAUCAAAGAACAGGGACUAACCGGUGCAUGGAGUUGGAUAUGAUGACUUAUGUAAUCCUGAGGUGAAAAGCAUUCCUGGAUAUUAUGGGAAGAAGCAAGGUGAUGAGAUGAUAGAGGCUGGACUGCAGUUCAUCGUUUAGGUGUUAUUUUUACGUCUUACUGUGUUUUGCUAUGGAAAGAGUUUGAUGUUUAUUUAUGUGUCUGAAGUCUAUGAUUCGUUCGUUAAAAGACCUCCGUAUGAUAUCAAGAAGAUAAUGUUUGUGGAGUCAAUAUUUAUUAUGGGGAACUUCAGCUGUGCCUGUGUAUUUGAUGCGUGUGAUCAAGAACCUGGUGGGAACCUUGCUUUGCAGUUUGUGC
Diospyros lotus (date-plum) is the source of this 2032-nucleotide messenger RNA. RefSeq names its product auxin-responsive protein IAA9. The coding region runs from base 553 to 1695 and encodes 380 amino acids. Gene Ontology annotation, biological process: regulation of DNA-templated transcription. Lineage: Eukaryota; Viridiplantae; Streptophyta; Magnoliopsida; Ericales; Ebenaceae. Gene Ontology annotation, cellular component: nucleus. Gene Ontology annotation, molecular function: protein binding. The record is from RefSeq and is a predicted model, not a curated record. The transcript is spliced from 8 exons.